GGUCAAAGCGACUCUGAGUUCUGAAAGAGAAAAGCGUGAGACAAUUCAUACAGAAAGAAAAGUAAAAUUUUGUAUUGGCGCGUGAAAAGUGAACACUGCGUCGAUUUUUGGCAAAUUUUUGAAUAAUUUGCAAAAUAUAAAUUGUAAAACAGUCAUAAAAACGAAAUUUGUUUUCGAAUUGUGUGUGUACAUUAAAUGAGCGGUGCAAAAGAGCUGGGAACGCACAGUCUGUUGCUUUUAAAAUUUGGUAUAUGAAGUGUUUGAGAUUUUUCUAUCGCGCCGUCACCGUCACCGUUGACCAAAUUAUUACUUAAAGCCUCUGCUGCUAACAAGAAGCAAAACGCGAAACUCGCUUCGGUACCAGAAUCAAGAUUAUUUUUUACAAGCUAUUGGAAGAUGCCUAUUUGUAAAAGAGAGGGAUUCGAUAAUAUGCAAUCCCGUAAUCGGGAUGAAAGAUUUCAAGACAACGAUGAGGUGUUCUUUUGUGAAGUUACAAAAGACAUUUUUCGCGAUUAUGAAGAUUACUUCCGUCAUGUAAUGGUAAUAAAUUCCACUGUUUGGCAGUGCGAAGCCACUGGACGCGACAAUCUCACAUACGCAGAGGCAUUGCGAAGCGAACGACGAGCGCGAAAGAAAAUGGAACUUUUUAAAUAUUGUCUCCGAGCGCCAGUUAUGCUAGUUACAGAACAUUCAAAGCAAUCAUCUCUAAAUACGUUAAGUGUAAUUAUAUGCAAGUUUUUGCGGAAGCGUUAUUUCAUAAAUGAAGAAGUAACUGCUUGCCACAAGUCUUCUAAUUAUAACGCAUACACAGUUGUAAGUGUUAUACCGCCUAAUAAAACACCUCCAGCCAAUGGAGUAUAUGAAGAAACUGAGAAACUCCAAUAUAAAUUGCGACGAAAAGGUCAGAAUGAUGAAGAAGUAAUUUUGCCAUUUGAGAAUAUUCGUCGUCAACGACAAGAAUUUACUACUGAAAAUUUACAGAUGUUUGUGAAAGAUAAUGUAACACGUGUAGAUGGCAUAUUACGGCCAAAACCAGAUUCUUACAAAAAAUAUGUAACAGAUCCAAAUAUCACUUUUGAUAAAAUAUUUAUUGGAAAAAUGCCACAUUUUACGCCAGCAAAAAUCAAACGCCCUCAAGAUUCUACUAACAAGAAACAAUCGACUUUGAAUAAAUAUUUCACUAAGGAUGGAGAGGCUGAUAACGAAAAAAAUGUCAAAAAUUCAAAAAUGCAUACCCUAGAAGCAGUUAAGCAGAAAAAUGAGGAAGCAAAACUGGCUGAAAAGCUGAAGCGCAUCGCUGAACUCGAACGACAGAGAGUUGAGAAACGCACUAAAUUAAUCGAACGUGUUGAGGCAGAAUGUACUGCAUUGCUUACUAAGACUGAUGAUUUAGAGCGCACAGAUCAGCGAUUACUGCCUUUAUAUAAAAUCGUUAAAACCUAUAUACCGGAUAAGCUUUUAGGGGAUGCCUUCAUGGUUCGAGAGUUCAUGCAUUCUUUUCCAACCAUACUAUCAGGAAUAGAAGUAUUUCGCGGCAAUUUGAGCUUUUAUGAAAUGUCUCGCGCCUUUAAAGUGCGCGAAGUGGCUGGACCAUUAUCCGAUAUUCUUCUGGUCCUUCUGGGUACAGUUUUUGAUAUGCAAAAGGAAGACGAAGAUGAGUGUAAGGUUGAAUAUUUGCGUUUACGUCAAGAGUUGCGAAAACGCGAACCGCUUAUAACAAUGUCUGAGGCAGCUCGGCCACAUUUUUAUGUUAAACGACAUUUUUCGUUUAAACUAAAUGAGCUGCCCAUUGAUUCGUUAACUCUAAGUGAAGUGUUGCGUUUACAUUUGCUUUCAUCGGGAGCUAUAGUAAAAGAACGUGCAGAAAAAUGGCGCUUAAAGUAUCGAAACGGUUAUUCAUCCUCGGAGGAUCCGGGACUUACGCUUCGUAUGCGACAUCCGCAUAUAUUGCGUGCUCUUAAAAUGUAUUCUGUUUUUCAACUACCUUUUCUGGACAUCAUGCGUAUUGUGCGAUGUCUUAUGGCUCAAAUAUUGACCUAUUCGAAUCCCAUAAAUCUAAUUGAGGAACGCAUGGAACAAAUGUCAAAUAAUAGAGUUGAGCUACGUGUAUUAGCCACCAUGGAAAAUAUACGUGUGGCAAAUAUUCAAACGCAGAAGCGUAUUUUAACCAAUGAAUUUCACCAACAAUGCUUAGAAGAUAACAUAAAAAAUAACGAGGAAAAGCGAAAGCAAAUUGAGGAAAAAUUUAAUAAAAAAAUUGCAGAGUUAAUGGCGCAAUCUGAUCGCGAACGUCGUAAGUACGAACAGCAGGUGGAAGGUUUUAAUUCUUCUUUAUUCAAUUUUCUUGUUUAUCUUGGAAUGGAUCGCGCAUACCGUAAAUAUUAUGUAUUCGAGUCAAUGCCUGGAAUUUUCAUUGAGCACACUCCCGAUUCCUUAGACACUUGUCUCAGUGAUCCGCCCAAAAAUUCGUUGACGGAAAAUUCUUUAAUUUUAAAUUUUGAAACCCUUCCGAAAAAUCGCAAGGAUUUACGUGCUUAUUUAUUAAAAAUGUAUAUCAAAGAGGAUAAACAAGCGGCCAAGGCAGAAAAAGAAUCUAAAGUGACUAAAAAUACAGGCUCUUCAACGGUUCUACAGCAAAACAAGGAGAACAAAGAAAAUCAUUUGGUAAACGGUAUUACCAAUGGUAAAGAUAUUAUUGAAGGGGAUGAAAUUACUACAAAAAGUAAUGAAAACACAAAUGAGUCUGUUGCCGAAACGUCUCCAUCACAAUACCAGCUAUACAUGUGUACGGGUGAUCCGAGAAACUGCAUUGUUCAUGAUGAACGCAAUGCCGACAGGCAGAGAUGGGCGUAUAUAUACGAUAAAGAUGAUAUUGACUCGCUUAUAGCGGCACUGAAUCCAUUAGGAGAACGAGAAUCUCAACUUAAAGAGCAAUUAACGAUUUUACGUCAUCUUAUAAUAAAUCACUGCAGAAGAUGUCCAGAAGAUUUGCUAACACUAGAUGAUAACAAAAGCUUGAGUAAAUUUAAGAAUGCAAUGAUGUCCGAAACUUACCGCAAAUAUAACAAAGCGAACUUUGGUUAUAAUGUGGAUGCAGAUCUUAACGAAGUAUUGCUAACGUCGCUCAUUGACCGCAUAAUUCAGUUCGAAAGCGACAUCUAUACUGGUGAUCUAGGUCGAUUAAAAGUAAAAGACAUGGAAAAAUGGCGUGAAGAUCUUCUUACUAACCAAUAUGAUGCACAAGUUAAGCUUCAAUGGGGUCCGAAUACACAAAAAUUUGGCACAAAUGGAGGGGAUGAAGACGACGAAGAUGAUAAUGAAGACGACGACACAGAAAUAAAAGAUGGUGGCCGGUAUGCCAAUAAACCGUACAGAGAUCCUGGCGAUGGACUUGGUGACACACUGGAAAUUGACUCAGAAGACAGUGCCGACGAACUAAUUUCAUUACAUGAUUCUAGCACAAUAAGAACUAGCGUACGUAACUGUGCGUCUGCACUGCUGCAGGUGGAACAGGCAAUUGAGCGUCGUUUUAUUAAAGAACCAUUUGGAAUACCAUUAAAUAAUAUCAAAGAUAAAGAAAUUUUUGAACGCAAAGUCAAAUUUGGGGCGACUAAACUGAAGCAAUGGGAAGUGUCAUUAAUGGAGAGCACGAGUUAUUCUCAGGUGUUUCUCCAUUUAAAUGUUCUGCACGAUUGUAUUUUGUGGGCUCGGUCCACAAACAAGUCGCUCUGUCAGGUGUGUCGUCGAGGUAGUGAUCCGGACAAGAUGUUGCUGUGCGACGAAUGUAAUGGUGGCACACACAUGUUCUGUAUGAAACCCAAGAUGAAGACAGUGCCAGAGGGUAAUUGGUAUUGUGCACGGUGUGUCAAACGUUUAGGACUACGCAAUGACAAAGAGGAAAAAAAUAAUAAAACUGCAUCUCAAAGACGUAAGCGCACAUUCAAUGUUGAUGAGAUUACUGAUGAGGCACUGGCCAAUGGCACUAAAGAUAGUGAACGUGCCCGUAGUAGUGGGCGCCGCAGUAAUAAACGUUUGCAAUCUGAUGAAAUCGAAGAGAAAUUGAUAGACGACGACGACGAUGCUAUUAAUGACAGUGAUGGAGAUGGUGUGGGCGAUUCAGUUGGUGGUGAUGUUGAAACCGAGAAUAUAGAUGACGAAGAAAUUGCUAGCGAUAAAGAUGAAGAUGUUGAUGAAGAAGAGGCUGAUAAUAAAAAAAAAUCUGAGGAUUAUACAGAUGAGGAAGAGGAUGAAAAUGUUUGCGCUGUGUGCUCAUACGAUGGCAGCGAUUUGAUGUGCAUACGUUGUAGAGAAACGUUUCACUUGGAGUGCAUCAAUAUGAAGAGAGCACCUCGUUAUAAUUUCAUAUGUUCGAAAUGUAAAUCCGCAAACGGAUCUGAAAAAAGAUCCCCAAAAAGUGGGAAAAUGAAUGGUAAACAUUCACUGAAUUCAUCAGAUGAUGAUGACGAUGAUGACUCCGAACCGCUUGUAAAACGUCAACGAUCGUCACGUUCAUCUCUACGCAACUCUGGACACCAACAGCCACCGCAUAAUGGUCAGGGCAGUCCGCGUGAAGCUGCUAAAUCGUCAUCACAACGUCGUUCGGUUCGUCGUACGGGUGAUCAUUUGCCAUUAAAUAGCGCCGCAUUGUAUCAGCUACUCGACGAUGUCAUGAAACACGAAGAUGCUUGGCCAUUUACACGCCCCGUGUCGCACGCAGAAGUGCCGGACUAUCACAAGAUUAUUAAAACGCCAAUGGAUUUGGCUAAAGUAAAAUCAAAACUUAAUAUGGGCUCAUAUCAGUUGAAUGAGGAAGUAAUGAAGGACAUACAGCUUAUUUUCCAAAAUUGCGAUGAAUAUAAUGUUAAAGGAAAUGAAAUUUACAGCGCUGGUUCUACGUUGGAGAAAUAUGUUAUUGAACAAUGCAAACGACUUAAUUUGCCAUUUAAGCCGAGCGAUAUGAAUUCUUCGUAAUAACUAUGAAAUAUUACAUGGGAUACUUUCAAGUGACAUCAUCAUAACUCUUAGUGCUAAAUUAGAGUGACAUUAUUAGUUACGUUUAUCAAGAUAUUGUUUUUGUUUUUUAUUUUGUAAAUUCUAUUUCAAUGAUAAUGCUGCAGUUUCAAUUAUUAGUCUGCAUUCUGAACAUGUCUAUCCAUGUAAACGUAUAUUUCGAAAGUAUUUCGUAUUUUGUAUAAUAUAUUUUGGGUGUAGUGCAUGCACGCUGUUAUCUAUUACCGCUAUUAUAUACAUAUAUACCAAACUAUUGUUUUUAAUCACAUUUAGUACUAUUUUGUUCCAUUUUCCCUUCAUUAUGACAAGAAAUUUUAAGUAAAUAAAUUUAAAGCUUCUAAACUCCGAAUGUGGAGUGCUCAGAUUAAACCGUCUCAUGUAUUUAAAGUGUUGCGAGCAUUUAGAAUAUUUAAAAAAAUUCACCUAAUGCAUAUUUAAGGCAAAAGUAGCUAUUAAUUUUGUAAGUUUAUGAAAACUCUUAUGCUUAAGCCUAGAGUAAGUACAAUUUCAAAUAUAAAAAUAAAUUAUGCUAUUUGAUCAAAUUACCACAAAAACAA
Messenger RNA from Bactrocera dorsalis (oriental fruit fly), 5567 nucleotides. RefSeq names its product bromodomain adjacent to zinc finger domain protein 1A (gene Acf). Gene Ontology annotation, biological process: chromatin remodeling. NCBI's taxonomy places the organism in Eukaryota, Metazoa, Arthropoda, Insecta, Diptera, Tephritidae. Gene Ontology annotation, molecular function: protein binding. The transcript has 5 exons. The record is from RefSeq and is a predicted model, not a curated record. The coding region runs from base 397 to 4971 and encodes 1524 amino acids.